This is a messenger RNA of Gorilla gorilla gorilla (western lowland gorilla), 1259 nucleotides long. Its product is annotated as protein FRG2-like-1. NCBI's taxonomy places the organism in Eukaryota, Metazoa, Chordata, Mammalia, Primates, Hominidae. The record is from RefSeq and is a predicted model, not a curated record. The transcript is spliced from 4 exons. The coding region runs from base 25 to 864 and encodes 279 amino acids.
CGCACCUUUCACUUGAGCUUCAACAUGGGAAAGGGAAAUGAAGACCCCGAUCUCCACUGCUCCUCCAUCCAGUGCUCCACUGACCAGCCCCCUUUCCAACAGAUCUCCUUUUCAGAAAAGGGCUCAGAUGAGAAGAAACCAUUCAAAGAAAAAGGCAAGACCGCCUUCUCCCAUUCCAGUGAGAAGCACACACAAAGGCAAGCAGGAUCGGAGCCCAAUCCAAACAAGGAGAAUUCUAAGGAAACCAAGCUCAAGGCCGGGAACAGCACUGCUGGAUCAGAACCAGAGUCCAGCUCAUAUCGGGAAAACUGCAGGAAAAGAAAAAUCAGUUCCAAGGACAGCUGCCAAGACACAGCAGGGAACUGUCCAGAAAAGGAGUGCAGCUUGUCGUUGAAUAAAAAAUCAAGAUCCUCCACUGCUGUGCACAACAGUGAAAUCCAGGAGACCUGUGAUGCCCACCAUAGGGGACGUUCCAGAGCUUGCACUGGGCGCAGCAAGCAACAUAGGUCUCGGGCCCUGGGAGUCCAAACACCGUCAAUUCGAAAAAGCUUGGUGACCUCUGUGCGAGCUAUGUCAGAGGCUGUUUAUCAAGACCUAACCCAGGUGUGGGCACAGCAGAUCCAUUCUCCACUGACCUGUGAGCAGCUGACACUGCUCACUUGGCUCCGGGGGCCUCUGUGUGCCCAGGUGCAGACCUUGUAUUCCAUGGCCACCCAGGCAGCUUAUGUCUUCCCUGCUGAGAGCUGGCUUGUCCCAGCCACAUUGCCUGGUCCUAGGGAUUCAGCCCUGGAUAGAGAAGCCCAUCCUUUCCCUGGGCAGGAGAUAACUGAGACUGUCAGUGGAUCAGAUGAGGCUAAGCUGUGAGCACCCCGACCCUAUUCAGCAGAGAUGCAGCUCUGGGAAUGAGAACAAGGAUCUGCGUCUUCUCAGAUUCUUCCAGAUGACCAGCAGUGACAAUUUUAGACACAUUGUGUUAAUAAAUGACAGAACCUGAAGAAGUCAUAGGAAAGAAACUUGAGUGGUAUACUCAGAAUGGCGAGCCCUGAAUUUUGCAGACCACUAAGACUAUAGUCAAAUUUUAUAUUUCGUGUUAGACAUUUGAUGCCUUUUGGAUGUCUGAUGACAGUCGUGCGUUUCUAUAUAAUCAGAAAAGCAUUAGAAUGUAAUCGUGAAUUUGCAUAUUUUAGAUUGUAGAAAAGUAAAUAUAAAAUUAUGUGCUCCUUUUUUGUUUUUGUUUUUUGAGGUAGUCUUGCUAUGUU